Molecule: messenger RNA, 672 nt
Organism: Camelina sativa (false flax)
Lineage: Eukaryota; Viridiplantae; Streptophyta; Magnoliopsida; Brassicales; Brassicaceae
Product: heavy metal-associated isoprenylated plant protein 10-like
Source: RefSeq, a predicted model, not a curated record
UUCAAGCAUACCAAAUUAACUAUAAUAUUCAGUUUCUAGCUUCGAUGACUUGACUUAAUCGUUUCCAUGCAUAUUCCCGAGCUCAAGACAGACAAAAGAUAUCGUGUAUAUAUACAGAGAAGCAAAGGUUUAUUAUGAGCAAGCUACGAGAGAUUGAUUUCAUAUUCCUAGACAUCAUCUCUCUUCAAUUAUCAAAGUCCAUAUAAUUUUCCGAAAAUGCCGGAGAAAGUUGUAUUCAAGUUGGAAGCUUUUGAGGAAAGAAUCAAACGGAAAGCUAUGAAAGUUGUAUGCGACUUUCCAGGCGUUACUUUGAUAGACGUGAAGGAAAAAGGUGAACUAAAGGUGACUGGAGAAUUUGAUAAGUUUGAAAUGACGAAGAAACUGAAGAAGGUAUAUGAAUUUGUUGACAUUAUGGCGAUUAAACCGGACGGAGAACCGGCGCAAAAUAAGAAACUGGUUAAAAAGCCUGAACCAAAAGUUAAGAAAGCACCAUCUUUCCGCGGUUGGAAGUUGGCUUUGUUUAAGUAAUUGGUUUGAAGUCGUGAUCGGUUUGAUUUCCAUGGACUACUAGUGUAUUCUAAUAAUAUUUCAUCUCAUUUUCUAAAAAUUUGUUUGUCCAUCAUUUGUAAUAAUAAAUUACGGUGUGCUUAUAUUCAUAAUGGCCUUCUACUA